CGUUCUCUUCGCACGCGGUCUCUGUCCGGGUAUAAAACCUUCUGUCACCUGCAUCGUUUGCCAAGGAUGACUCUGUGCGUCCAACUGCCGACAAGUUCCAGUAUCGAGCAUGUACUGGAGGCUCGUCAUUCUUACGGGUCUGGCUCUGUGCCCCCGUAUGCAGGGACAGAACGAAACUGCAGCACCGAGCGCCGGUAUUCACCUCGUCUCGUACUCUCCCUCGUUUCGCCUGGAGUCUUCCCCCACUGCUGAGGCUCCUGGUCUUCCCUCUCCUGGUGGACCACUCCUGAUGGUUGCCGCACUGAGCGUGCUCUCUGUCCUGUGUGUAUGUGUGCUGGUGACAGUGGUGGUGGUGAUUGUGGUGAGGGUGAGGAGGGGCCUCAGGCGGUGGAGACAGACCUCCCACACUCCGGAGAAAACGAGACAGAGAACCAGUGGAAAUGGAGCCACAGCUCAUCUUCUCUCAUCUGCCCUCUCCAACCAAAACUUUGAGUGGUGCCGGCCUCGCUCCCUCUCUCCAUCCUCCCCUGUACUCUCCUCCUCUCCUCGCUCCACUCUUCACUGCACUCUCCCUACCCACCUCCCUCCCUCCCCAACCUCCACACACAAUUACUCAGAGAUCCGUUCCCUCUCUCCCAACCAAGCAACCGUGGUCCACCCCACCCCAUCUUCCCCUCGACCUCACUUCUACGAUGAAGUCGAGUGUGAAGACCCGGUGAAGUCAGAGACACUAGUUGGCAGUGGGGAGUGGGCCAAGACAGAACAAGUCCAUCUGUACAGUCUCUUGGAGGACCCCACUGAACACUCUCCUCCCUCACUAGCCAGCAAUCAACAUUCCCUGGCCAACAGUGGUGGACCACAGACACACAAUCCUGAAUCCAGAGAAUCAUCUCCGAUGUCUCGGUGCAGUUCCGUCUCGGUCCAGGACAGCAAUCCCGACUGGGUUCUGUCUCCAGUGGCGAGAUUCCGCCCAUCGCAACCUCCCAGACGAGUGGUUCCCUAUCGUGUGUCCCUCAUUCUGCCACUGUGGGAGGGACGGGAGAGAGGAGGCCCCGCCCUCCCUCUCCCCGCGCAGCUGGCUGGUCGACAUCCCGCACGUUCACUACCAGCUGCCAGGGACUGGAUGAGUCAGGACGCUACAACCAUCUCGAAGGUGUGACAGUGGGCUACGGAAGUCUCGAGGAGAACGCAGUGUAUGCAACUUUGGAACCGUUUGUGGGACCUGAGACCAUGAGGCCUGCGCUCUAGCUCGUGUGACGCUCGUCUCUAUAAUCAUCUCCAGCAUUGACUCUCUGCACAUUCACAUGUUCUCAAAGAGUUGUAUCACAUCAUUUUUGUAACUAGGAUCACACAGUGUCAGAGUAU
Messenger RNA from Geodia barretti, 1365 nucleotides. NCBI's taxonomy places the organism in Eukaryota, Metazoa, Porifera, Demospongiae, Tetractinellida, Geodiidae. The record is from the annotation of a GenBank genome assembly.